Messenger RNA from Elgaria multicarinata webbii, 6553 nucleotides. Its product is annotated as zinc finger protein 287-like. Bases 382 to 4143 code for a protein of 1253 amino acids. The record is from RefSeq and is a predicted model, not a curated record. NCBI's taxonomy places the organism in Eukaryota, Metazoa, Chordata, Lepidosauria, Squamata, Anguidae. The transcript is spliced from 11 exons.
CGAAAGAGAAAGGUCGGCGUGCCUAUGAACGUCGCCUUAAGAGAAUAUUCAUAAUUAAAAAAAAUCCUGAAAGCAGAUGUUGUGUCUUUAAUGCUUCCCGGAUAGAUGAAAAGCUGGUUUUCCUGAGGACGUGUUUUACAAGCUGCUGCUCGACGUCGAAAUUUGCAAACCUGGAAGCAACUAAACCUCCACAGCUCCCAUUGCCUCCCCUUCAGGGGGGAUGCUUUUGAAAAAAGGACGUACUGAAGCUUCUGAAAGUAGUGCUCAAAAUAUUGUAGCCUAUUCUUAACAUAACUUGCCACCGGAGCUAAGGCCUGAACAAAACCAGGUUCAAGCUGCCUGCACAGGUGAAGUUCCCCAUUCCAAAAGCAAGGAGCAGACAUGGAGAAGGGUUUAGAGGGCUCAGGGAAAGUCCCACGCAUCGUCCAGGUGAUGUACUUCAAGGGGCUGCCGAGGCAGGUCAGCCAGCAGACAGAUAUGGGGCUGCCCCAGCAGUGGGAAGCCCAGUGGCAAGAAUUUCUGAAGGUGCUGCAGCCUGCUCACAUGGGAUGGGGGAACCCACAGCUGACGGAUCCGGUUCCGUGGGACGACGCUAAGAGCUUCCUGGCUGCCUUUGAGCAAGUUGCUGAAGCCUGCCGGUGGCCAAGAGAAGAGUGGGUGGGACGCCUCCUGCCCGCCCUGAGAGGAGGAGUGGAACAAUACUUUUGCAGGCUGGAUGCCAGGGAGAGGGGAGACUACUUGAAGGUGAAGGCCGCCAUCUUGCGAGGGGACGCCAUCCGAGCGGAGUUGAAACGGCAGCACUUCCGGCAAUGCUCUUACCAGGAGCUGGAAGGGCCGCGGAGGAUUUACGGCACGCUCCAGGAACUCUGUCGGCAGUGGCUGAAGCCGGAGAAGCACACCAAGGAGCAGAUUCUGGAGCUUAUCAUCCAAGAGCAACUUCUCGCCAUGCUGCCACCAGAGGUCCAAACCUGGGUGCAGGAAUGUGGGCCAGAGAACUGCGUUGAGAUGGUGGCCUUGGCAGAGGAUUUUCUGAUGGGGCGUCGGCGUCAUCCGGCCAGGAGAUGGGAUUGGCAGGGACCGAGUGCAAGUUCCAUGGAGGCAGAUGGGCCUCAGCAACAACGCUACGCCAAUCGGAACAGCGAUAGGGAACUCAGUUUGAUGGCCAACGAAAGGAACUCUGGUUUGGCGUUUCCUCCUGAGGGACAGGAAGUGGCUGGGGCUGGGCCAACUGAGGAGCCUGUGGAUAUGAAAGAUGUGCUGAACCUCGAUCAAAAACCCCACGUACCCUGGGAAGUCAUGCGGGAGAAUGGUGGCAGUAGCAGUGCUCUGGAAGGGCUACUGAUUCCCACACCUCAGACCAUCUCCCAGUUUGAACAACAGGAAGCCAUCUAUGCCCAGAGACCUGAGUAUGGGGAGACAACACCCAGCAGCUUCUUGGGCGGUAGAAUUCUGAGUGAGAUCAAAACCGAGACCUCAGAGGCAGAAGACACAUUUGAGGCGUUACCGGCAGUAUCCCCAGAUCCGGGGUCUUUGAAUCUUGAGAGUCGCGAGCUCAGUCCUGGAGGAAAUUUUCGUCUGAGGACACCGCAAGGGGAAAAGCUGGAGAAAUCCACUCCACCCCGGGGAAAAACCGUGAAAAAGAAAGGCAAAAAUUAUCCAGCAGAGAAAAAACACAUUUGCUCUGAAUGUGGGCACAAAGCCUAUUACUUGUCAGAUCUGCUAAGGCACAUGAAAGUCCACUCGAAAAACCGGUACAAGUGCCUUGAAUGUGGGAAAAUGUACAAAGAGAAAUCAAGUUUUGAGAACCACAAGAAAAUCCACCUGCCCCCAGGCAAUCCCAGCAGCAGGAAGACAAGACUGGAAACGAGAAGCUUAGGUGGUGCUGAUGGGCCAAGUCAGAGCAAUAACAAUUCUUUGCAGCUGCAAAGGGAGUCCGCAGACGUCGCUUCGGAGACUAGUUCCGUGUCGAGACUCCGCCCAAGAGCAACUCAAGGGCUGGGGGUGCCGGGGAUUAAAACCCUCAGGGUGGUGCUCACGAAACUUGUGGGCUCUCGGAAAGGCAACCACCACAAAUGCUCUGAAUGUGCGUUCACAUCUGAAUGGCUUUCCGAGGUGGUUAGACACAUGAGGAUCCAUACAGGAGAGAGACCCUACAAAUGCCCUGAAUGUGGCAAAGCCUACAGGUGGUCCUCAAACCUUCGUCAACACCGGAAAAAUAAUGUGUGCUCUGGUAAGAGGCCUGACCCUGAAGCUUCCAUUGUUGAGCCUCAGAUGACACACACAGGUGAGGAAAAGCCGCAAACAAUGAAUUCUCUGCAGGAAACGAUAAAAUUGGAAGACAUGCAUGGCGAAUCCCCUGCAGCAUCCCUACACACCGUCUUGUUGAGCCGUGAGACUUGUGAGAAUCGGCCCACUUCAUGGGAGCACCAGGGACAAGGCAAAGGAAGCUCCCAUCCACGUGGGAGAGCAGCUGCAAAGAAAUCCACCAAGUUCCAGGAAAAGAAAGAUCACAGCUGCUCACAAUGUGGGUACACAUCCAAAAGGUUAUCGGAUGUUAUUCUUCAUAAACGAAUCCAUACAGGAGAGAGGCCUUACGAAUGCCUUGUCUGUGGGAAAACCUUCAGGUGGCUGUCAAACAUCAGGAAACACCAGCAGACCCACGCAUCCCACCAGCAGGCUCCCGUUCCCGAGAACUCUGUUGUUCCCGCUCCUUCCGUUGCAGAAUGUGAUGUCACGCUAAGCGAUGAUGAGGAGUUAAUUAACAUCCUGGCAAAGAAUCCUCAGCGGGGAGGGGCUAAAUUGGAAGACCGGCUCAGGAUGGCGCCAAGAGAAUCCCCAGCUGUAGCUUCCCUGAGUCCUGGGAUCAGGGCUAUAUCCAAGCCACGUCCAGGAAGAUCUGCUCGGCUUCAGAGAAAUGCUGCGGCGGCGAAGAGAAGCAGAUACGCUCAGCAGGAGAGAAAACAUGAGUGUCCCGACUGCGGGCACAGAACCUUCUACCUGUCUGAUCUGCUGAGGCACCAGAGAACCCACACGGGCGAGAGGCCCUACAGAUGCCGUGACUGCGGGAAAACCUUCUCUCAGAAAUCCACCCUCACCAGUCACCUGAAAACCCACAUGUCCAACGGUGGUCCCAGCAGCCAGCAAAGGCCCAUGAAAAGGAAAACGAGCCGUCAAGGAGCGAGAAAGUACACGUGUUCCAAAUGUGGACAUAAGACCUAUAAAUUAUCGACCCUCCUUGUACAUAUGAAAGUCCACGUGGGAGAAAAACCUUUUAAAUGCCUUGAAUGCGGACAAACAUUCAGUUGGAAUUCGAAUCUUUCUAGACACAAGAGAAUCCACCUGUCCAGCAGCAGGGACGAGAACAGAAAAGUAUCUCUUUCCAAGCAUCCGAAAAAGAGAGGUGAUAGAAAGCCAAGAAAGAUGACAGACGCGGAUCCUCUGCUAAAGAGAAUGGGUGAUACAUCACCACCAACCACCUGUGUGGAUUCUUCCACUUUGGCUGUGAUGCGUGAGCGAUGGUGCUAUAACAAACAGCAGCAAACAGAGAAAGCAGAAGAAGAAUCCAGAGCACCUGCUGAAGGCCACGAUGGAUCCGUCGCAGAGGCAAAGGAUAACCUAGAAGGAAAGGAAGCAGCAGUACGGGCCAGGCUGGAAAAGUUUGCAUAUUCCAAAGGUGGGGAGGCGGAUGACUGCCAGACAGAGCUUUUUACCGGUCAGACUGCUGAGGGCCAAGAGAAGCUCUCUUACGAAUGCCCCGAGUGUGGGAAAUCCUUCAGGGCCAAACACCUACUGCUUGACCAUCAGAAUAGCCACACGGAGAAACAGUACGAACGCGGGAAAUCCUUUCCUUGUGAGAACAAGUUGAUGACUCAUCAGAUCGCCCAUACAGGAGUGAAACCAUUUCUUUGCGCUGAAUGUGGGGAGGAUUUCUAUUGGGAAGAUGCCCUGAUGAGCCAUAUGAAAACGCAUGGCUUCCAGCCUGCGCAUGAAUGUUCUGAGUGUGGUCAAAGCUUUGACCAGAGGGAUCAGCUGGUGAGGCAUCAGAGGAGUCACGCGGGAUCCUUAGAAGAGGCCGUGGUGGCAGAAGGCAUUGGCUCACCCACCCAGGAAAUAGGGAAUGUGAGCGGGCAGAGGCCCACAUGAAUUUCGCAGUUCUGUUGGUUUUUCUGCCUUUCUCCCCUUCUGUGUCUCUCACCCUGUGCCCGCUCACGCUCUUCUCUCCCAUCUUUCACACAUGUAUUCUAAAAGUUAACCAGCACUUCAAGAGUGCUGCCCUCUCUUUUCUCUUCCGAAAGACUCCUUUCCGACUUCUGAACCAACCACUUGUAAACUGUCUGUUACAGCAGCUUGGUUUGCAGCGGUGAGAAGCUGCCUCCACCUCAUGAGAAGGUUCAGCUGCUUGCUUGUGCAGAUCAAAACUCUGAUAAAGUUGCAGGAUCAAGGCAGACUUUUUUUUUUCCUAGCCAGUUGGCUCUACCAAUUUCUCAUGAAUCUGUUUGCACCUUAGGGGUGUGCGUGCUGGCAGGCUUUUGAGCAUUUAGGAUGUUCUCAGACAUUCUAGAAUUCCGCAGCAUUGCACUCAUGCCUAGGAAGAGAUCCUUUCAGUUCAGCCACCUGAAAACAGAGCUCUUCAUAGCCGGUAGUUGCAGACAUUUCAAAGACUGUGUCCUGCGUCUCCCCCCCCCCCUUUUCCUCUCACCCCUUUUGUCUUGUACCUUUAGCUUGGUAUCGCACCUGAUUUUCUCCAGCCACAGUUAGUGCUUUAAACUAUAACCCCAAACUGGCUUUGACUUCAUAAGCAGAUUUAGAGGUGCUCUGAAGACAGAGCAAUCUUAAGUCAGGAAGAAGACGUCAGGGAAUUCAUAUGGAGGAAAAAAAACCUGUUAACGGGUAGUCAUUCAGACAUAAAAAGAACGAGUAGUCAUUCAGACAUAAAAAGAAGGCAGAGAACCUGUGUUUGGAAAGCCCAUUACCUCUCAUUGCACAUAAAGGAAUCCAUGUGACAAAGAGUGUAUGGAGGAUGACCAUAUGGAAAGCAGGGCUCUUUAGCAGUUGCAUUGAAAAGGGAAUUUCAUAGAAUAGUAGGAUUGGAAGGGGCCUAUAAGGCCAUCUAGUCCAAACCCCUGCAGUUAAAGCUGCAGGAGCCCUGCCCUCUUUUGUAUCUGGACAUGUUAGGCAGGGCUCCUUUAGCUUUAACUGUGGUGAUGAAGUGGGAAUGUCACCAGGUGCUGUAUGCCUACAAAUGACACCUGCUGAAAUUCCCUUUUCAGUACAACUGUUAAAGAGACAGGAGCCUUGUCCUUUCCAUGUGGUCACCCUACCUUAUGAAUCAUAAUGUCUGUUCUGAUCAUGUGUGGAUUCCCUGGUGUCUUAAUGCCACGAACAUGUGCAAUGCUAUUCCAUUUCUUAUCAGGUGGGUGGGAAAGCCAUCUCAAAUCUAGGCUUCCCCAUCCCCACUUUUUAAAACUCUAAUUUUAAUCCAGUUACAAACAAGGGGGAACACUAGUCCCCCCCCCAAAUAUGAAAUUUUAAAAGAGGGAAAGGUGGGUGGGGUUGUGGUAUUUCAGGCACAUGAAAUGGUAAAAGAAAUAGUGUAUAUUAAACUUAUGACUAUUGAGCAGAAGUCUGAAACGUUGAGCAGAUAACCUGGUAUUUGUCCACUUCAAGCUUGCAUCGAUACAUAUUCUCAAAUUUAAUUAAGGCUAAUUUAAGCUUGCUCUGCAUUGUCCCACCUACUGCCUGAUCCUAAGGAAGCUUACUCAAAAAGGAAGUCCCAAGUUCAUUUGAAACUUGCCUCAUUUCAUGUACUACUUAAACUCAGUGGGACUUGAGUAAGCAUGGAUAGGACUGGAUAACAUAAAACAACCAUUUCAGUCUCCAAAUGGAAUGAGGUAGCAAAUUAAGAACUCGAGACAUUUCUACAGUACCCUCCAACCCUUCUUAGGACUGGCAAGCAUUCAAAUUGAGGUUGCCAAGUUUUUUUUAAUUAGGACCCACACCUCUGCCUGCAAUUUCAGCAGAUACUAGCAGAUGAUGGAACAAUCCUUAUUUCCCAUGAUGUGAAAAAUUCCACAUGAAUUGCAUGCAUCAAGAUGGAUUAAACGCCUAAGGGCAAACCAGGUACAGUGUGUUCCCCUCCGCUGGCACCCAGAGAAUGACAACUGGAAAGGUGAGAAGAGACAAUUACGGGAAGGCUUGAGAGCAAGUCUUAAAAUAUCUGGUGGGUUGUCAUCAGAUGGAGCAGAUGUGUUCUCUCUUGUUCCAGAGGGCAGGGCUGGAACCAAUGGGUGGAAAUGGCAGAGAAUGUAGGCUAAGCAUCAAGAGAAACUGCAGUGCUGGGGGUAUUUAAGCUGAGCUGGCCUUUAUCAGGGAAGCUCUAGUUGAAACCUGAUGAAGAUUUAAUUCACAUAACAUCGGGGUGCUUAAUAAGCCAUAUUGACAUUAACCAGCCUACACAUGUUGAUUGCAAUCCUGGUUUACAAUAUAUCCUCACUGGGUUCAGCUUGUAACAUUCAAAUAUGGCAGGGUGGUGGUAACGAACCACUCAGAACUC